Talaromyces atroroseus is the source of this 1107-nucleotide messenger RNA. RefSeq lists its product as hypothetical. Gene Ontology annotation, molecular function: rRNA binding. Gene Ontology annotation, cellular component: nucleolus. NCBI's taxonomy places the organism in Eukaryota, Fungi, Ascomycota, Eurotiomycetes, Eurotiales, Trichocomaceae. Bases 1 to 1107 code for a protein of 368 amino acids. The transcript is spliced from 2 exons. The record is from RefSeq and is a predicted model, not a curated record. Gene Ontology annotation, biological process: ribosomal large subunit assembly; rRNA processing.
AUGGCGUCUGUAUAUAAAUCGAUAUCGAAGAAGAAGCAGGAGCGUCCCGUCAACGACGAGUUGGAUGAUGAUGAGGACAUUGAUAUGAACGAUUUGAUCGAAGAUACAAGUGAUGAGAGCGAUGAAGACGACGACGAAGGAGAAGAUAAUCAAGCAAAUGCCGCGAGCCAACUGCAGAGUAUCAAAGAUGGCUUUAUGCCGAAGACUCGUGUCUUGAUGCUCACCUCGCGAGGUGUUACACAUCGACACCGGUAUCUCCUUUCCGAUCUGACUGCACUGCUUCCCCAUACGCAUAAAGAGAAUAAAUUAGAUACGAAGAAAAGCGGUGGAUAUAAUAACCUCCUCAACUCGCUCGCAGAGUUGCAUUCCUGCAAUGUCGUGUUUUUCCUCGAGGCCCGCAAGCGCGGUCAGGAUCUAUAUCUCUGGCUCUCUCGCCCACCCAAUGGGCCUACAAUCAAGUUUUCGGUUACUAAUCUUCAUACCAUGGGCGAGAUGGGCACUGGGUUUGCCGGAAACUGCUUGAAAGGAGGCCGCGGCGUUGUCGUCUUUGACAAGUCGUUCGACGAAAAGGGCCCUGAGGCAGUCGGUCAUACUGGCACAGAGUACCGUGGGCUCAUCCGAGAGAUGCUCCGCAAAGUCUUUUGUGUACCCAAGCGCGGAGUCAAGGGGAUGAAACCGUUUGUUGAUCGCAUCAUCGGUGUCUUUGGUGUCGAUGGCAAGAUUUGGAUCAGAGUCUACGAAAUCCGGGAGUCGGAGGCGGGCAAGGGCAGCAGCAAAGAAACGGAAGAUGGGGACGAUAAGAAAUCUGCGAAGAGCAAGGACAAGGGCAUUGGUGGCCCGGAGGUCUCACUCGUUGAAAUUGGCCCGCGUUUUGUUCUCACUCCAAUCGUCAUUCUCGAGGGUAGUUUUGGUGGGCCUGUGAUCUACGAGAACAAGGAGUAUGUCAGCCCGAACCAAGUACGUCGCGAUACCCGCCUCGAAAAGGCUAGUCGGUAUGCGCAACGUCGCGACAUGCAGACCGGCCACGAGGCGAAGAGAUCCACGCUCGGUCUGGGCAAAGAGGGAAGGGAGAGAGAUGCGUUGGACACAAGGGAGGUGUUUGCUUGA